GCAGAGAAGCUAACAAGCUAACCUCAGGCUCAACGGUGAAAAACACCAGGAGCCGUUGACUCAACAAGACUCCUCCACGGCUGCUCUGAGACGCUCGAUCUAACAUGGGGAAAGGUGGCGGUACAUUUGAGAGGCUACUGGAUAAAGCCACCAGUCAGCUGCUGCUGGAGACUGACUGGGAAUCCAUCCUGCAGAUCUGUGAUCUCAUCCGACAAGGAGACGCUCAAGCUAAAUAUGCCAUUGGGGCCAUCAAGAAGAAGCUGAAUGACAAAAACCCACAUGUGGCCCUUUAUGCACUGGAGGUCCUGGAGUCAGUGGUGAAGAACUGUGGCCAGACGGUCCACGAUGAGGUGGCGAGUAAACAAACGAUGGAGGAACUGAAGGAUUUACUCAAGAAGCAGACAGAACCAAACGUCAGAAACAAGAUCCUUUACCUGAUCCAGGCCUGGGCUCACGCUUUCCGCAACGAACCCAAAUAUAAGGUGGUUCAAGACACCUAUCAGAUCAUGAAAGUGGAAGGUCAUGUGUUCCCUGAGUUUAAGGAGAGUGAUGCAAUGUUUGCAGCUGAGAGGGCUCCAGACUGGGUUGAUGCUGAGGAGUGCCACCGGUGCAGAGUCCAGUUUGGAGUGAUGACCAGAAAGCACCAUUGUCGAGCCUGUGGCCAGAUUUUCUGUGGGAAGUGUUCGUCUAAGUACUCGACCAUUCCCAAGUUUGGCAUAGAGAAGGAAGUGCGUGUGUGCGAGCCGUGCUUCGAGCUGCUUAACAACCACCCCUCCCUGUCUCCUCCCCUCAGGAAAGCUGAAGGUAAAGCUCCUGCUUCAGGCCCCGCCGAGCUGCCUCCGGAGUACCUGACCAGCCCGCUGUCCCAACAGUCACAGACGAAAGGUGAUAGUUCACCAACCCAUUCUCACCAGAUGCCCCCAAAGAGAGACGAGGCAGCGCUGCAAGAGGAGGAGGAGCUUCAGCUGGCCAUCGCUCUGUCUCAAAGCGAGGCCGAGGAGAAGGAGAGGAUGAGACAUAAGAACUCCUACUCAAUGUAUCCCAAAGCUGAUCCCACUCCGGUGACUUCCUCAGCACCACCUGUCAGCACCCUCUACACCUCCCCUGUGAACUCCUCUGCUCCAUCAGCUGAAGAUGUCGACCCUGAGCUGGCUCGUUACCUGAACAGAACAUACUGGGAGAAGAAGCAGGAAGAGGCUCGCAAGAGUCCCACCCCCUCCGCCCCUGCUCCAGUGCCAAUGGCUGAGCCUCUUCCUGCGAUCACUCAGCCUGUAGAAACUCACGUCCCGGUUCAGCCAGUCAACAUUGUGGAGCAGCAAUACCAGAACGGGGAGUCAGAGGAGAACCACGAACAGUUCCUGAAGGCUCUACAGAAUGCCGUCACCACCUUCCUCAACCGUGUGAAGAGCAACCACAUGCGUGGGCGCAGCAUCACCAACGACAGCGCCGUGCUCUCACUCUUCCAGUCCAUCAACAACAUGCAUCCACAGCUGCUGGACAUCCUCAACCAGCUAGAUGAGAAGCGAUUGUACUACGAGGGGCUGCAGGACAAACUGGCUCAGGUCCGAGAUGCUCGGGCGGCCCUCAACGCCCUCCGGGAUGAACACAGAGAGAAGCUGCGUCGUGCUGCAGAGGAAGCAGAGAGACAGAGGCAGAUCCAGCUGGCACAAAAACUGGAGAUCAUGAGGCAGAAGAAGCAGGAGUACCUGGAGAUGCAAAGACAGCUGGCCAUCCAGCGCCUCCAGGAGCAGGAGAAGGAGAGGCAGAUGCGUCUGGAGCAGCAGAAGCACACGAUCCAGAUGAGAGCCCAAAUGCCUGCUUUCUCUCUGCCCUACGCCCAGAUGCAGUCUUUGCCGCCCAAUGUGGCAGGAGGGGUGGUGUACCAGCCCGGAGCUCCACCCAGCUACCCGGGCACCUUCAGCCCCGCUGGUUCUGUGGAGGGUUCACCUAUGCACAACAUCUAUAUGAACCAGCCUGGGCAGUCGGCACCACCACAGUACCAAGCCAUGCCCGGUCCUGCCACAGAUCCAAAUAUGCACAAUGCGUACAUGUACCAACCUGCAGGCACCAAUGGGCAGCCUGCUCCGCCUCCUGGUCAGGCUCCACCCACUACUAGUCCACCCUACUCCAACUAUCAACCUACACCCACACAGGGCUACCAGAAUGUGGCCUCUCAGGCCCAGAGUAUGCCCCCCAUGUCCCAGCCUGCCCCCACUAACGGUAUGGGUUACAUGGGCUACCAGCCGUACGGCAUGCAGAAUAUGAUUUCGGCAUUGCCAGGACAGGACCCCAGUAUGCCCCAACAACAGCCCUACAUGCCAGGCCAGCAGCCCAUGUACCAACAGGUGGCUCCUCCUGGUGGUCAGCAGCAGCAGCAGCAGCAGCAGCAGCAGGCCCCUCAGGCUGUGCCCGGCAGCGCAGAGGCACAGCUCAUCUCCUUCGACUGAGAGCCCACAUGCUGCAGCGUCUGACACACUACACCCUCUCUCUCUCUCCUCCUUUUUGGUCUCCCCCUCCUCCCACCCCCACACUCUCUGGACUCUGAGGACACCCUCUGGAAACACACACAAACACCUCCCACCUCGCUGUGAUGUUGUGGCAAUGUAAAAUAUUGUGAUGAUGUUGCAGAACUGUCGCUCUCUCUGCCUCUCCCCCUCACUGAAGAACAGGGAUGAUGCUGCAAGAGAGCACCAUAACCCACACCCUCCUCAUCUUCCUCCUCCUCCUCCUCCUGCUGCUCCUCCUCCUCCUUCCUCUCCCUCUUUCCAGCUGAUAUGUAUGUAGUAUUUCCUUAUUAAAUGAAUAACUGAAGCUCAGAAAUAGUCAGUGGUAUUAAAGUUACAAAUGAAUAAGAACAUAUAAUGAUUGAGGAGAAAAAAAAAGACAAGACAUAACCAUCCUUUGUCUCUUAUUUUUCUAAAGCAAAAUUUGCAUGUUAAAUUCAGAUUAUUUUCCUUAAACGGAAGUGAAUUAUUGCAACCUGUCAUCUGUACGUGCUGGUGCUGUUAAAGAAGUGGUGGGUGUCUGGGGACAAAGUUUAGUCAGAGGCCUGAAAUAAACUCCCAACAACUCACAUCUCCGUCAGGUUCACAUCCUGCCGUUCCAGCUGUAGUUUUCAGUUCCAUCCCCUCUCACGCACACACAAACGAGGGCGUCUUGUUUUGGCUGUUAUUUGUUGUGCACUGCUCGGAGUAUAGUGUGUCUUUAAAUGUAGUUUCUUACAUGAUGAAGCACAUCGCAGGGAUUGUACGUUGUGGGAGUGAGUGUUGGGAAACUAGCAGGGUGGUUUUUAAAGUCCUCACUUAAUAUACUUUUAUAGUUUAAAUCAUUGGAAUUACAGAACUAGUAACCAUGAAAAAUACCUACUAAAGCAGUACAACAACUCUAAUAGCAUCCUGCAUUUCUUUUAUUACGAUGAUUGUGUUGCUGAUCGCAAGACAGGACUGACAGAAGCAUAAAACCGUAACAUAUAAUAAACUGCAAGCAGCCUCCAGGCGUUCCACCCUGUGUGCUUUUAGUUCUGUCACAUAUAAAGUUAUAAACAUCGUGAUUUCUGGGUGAGCGGGCUUUUUUUUAAAAGUGUACUUGGCUCGCCGGAAACGUUGAAUUGCUUGCAGAGCGAACAUGACGCGGCGCAUGUAUGUAUCACACACCCCAAUCAGUGGUUUCUGUAAACCUUCAGUUGCUCUUUGUGAACUUCUUUAUUCCAUCGAACUGAUCUGUCUGACUUUAAAAGUAAUUUUGAGAUUAUAUUUAAUAAAUAUCUGGUUCUUAUUGUC
Molecule: messenger RNA, 3779 nt
Organism: Acanthopagrus latus (yellowfin seabream)
Lineage: Eukaryota; Metazoa; Chordata; Actinopteri; Spariformes; Sparidae
Gene: hgs
Product: hepatocyte growth factor-regulated tyrosine kinase substrate
Exons: 20
Coding region: 105-2447 (780 amino acids)
Molecular function (GO): metal ion binding; phosphatidylinositol binding; ubiquitin binding
Source: RefSeq, a predicted model, not a curated record